This is a messenger RNA of Acipenser ruthenus (sterlet), 417 nucleotides long. It is a transcript of the gene sprn, whose product is annotated as shadow of prion protein. The transcript has a single exon. The record is from RefSeq and is a predicted model, not a curated record. Gene Ontology annotation, cellular component: membrane. Lineage: Eukaryota; Metazoa; Chordata; Actinopteri; Acipenseriformes; Acipenseridae. Bases 1 to 417 code for a protein of 138 amino acids.
AUGAACAGAACUACAGCAACCUGCUGGAUGGUUAUGCUACUGGCGGCUUUCUUCUGUGAAACUGUGAUCUCAAAGGGGGGAAGGGGAGGAGCCAGGGGGGCGGCCCGGGGUGCUGCUCGUGGAAUGCGAUCUCGGGUGAAGGCGACGAGAUACAGGUCUUCAGGGUCAACGCUGAGGGUGGCGGCCGCAGCGGCGGGAGGGGCUGCUGCUGGCGUUGCAGCUGGGGGAUGGCUGGCAUCAUCUCGCUACCGUUCGGAUGACAGCUCCGAAAUGUACGGCAGACCAUACGGGAACAGGACGGAUGGUGACUACAGUUACAGUGCCAGAACAUCCUCCUCGGUCCAACCGAGAUGUUCCUUCACCACCAUCACAUCAGCCCUCUGUCUGAUUAGCGUCUUCAAAUAUGUCAGCGUCUGA